GUUUCUGGGGCUUGCAUAGAGAGAAACCGGCUGCCGUCAUAGCGUUCAGCCAUGGGCUUCUCCAGUUUGCAUGAGGAGCUGGCGCAAUUCUGGGCCCAGUCCAAAGCCGCGCGGGGUCAAGUACUUGAUCAAAAGCCCUCUGUGGAGAAAGGCACUUCGGCACUUGUCGCUGGCUCUGACUCUUAUACUUCUCAAGUUGGGCAGACAGUCUCUGUGGAACCCAGCUCGGAGAGGCUCCAGCAGAGAGCUGAGGAAAAUGGCGAGGAGAAGAGGUGUGAAGAUCUGCUCCCCUUGAAAGUGGAUUCAGCGAAUAGCGAUGAGGCAGAAGAAGGCGAACUCCCAGACGAGAGUGUGGAGAAGCUCUCAGCGGACGUCGAAGGGGAUCUAUCCGAAGCUGAUGACAAGAGCAGCGAGGACAUCGGAGAGACAUCUGAAGAAGCCGAAGACCUGGAAAGUCAAGAGACUGAAGAGGAGGAUGAGGAGGCAUCAGAAUCUGAGGAGGGCGGCGCAGCACCCUCCGAGCCACGGCCGGCCUCGCCCUCCUCGCGCUCCUCACGCUCCUCGCGCUCCUCACGCUCCGUGCUUCGACGUGGCAAGCGGAAACGCUCGCGGGACGAGAGAAGCCAGGAGGUGAACAAAAGAGGUUGGGGCAAGCGACCACCCCGGCGAGCAGAAUGGGCUGGCACCCGUGCUGAGCUGGGAUUGCCAUCACCAGGUGGCUCGCGACGUCAUCGGAGCAGUGGAAGGAGCCGCAGGAGUCAUACCCCACGGCGAGGGCUGAGAUCUUUCAGAAGUCGCACGCCACCGGCCCCCAAGCGCUCUAAACCAGGCCGUCAAUCCAGGUGGGAUGUGAGGCCUGAUCCGACCGAUCCCGAGCAGAAGUUUCUGAGUCAACGUGGCUUGGCCGAGUCUCUACUGCCUGGUGGCAAGAAGCGUCGGGAAUGCUAUGUGGGCAACCUGCCGCAGAACAAGGUGGAUGAAUCAAUGCUGAAGGAAGCCUUCAACCGGCUCUUCUAUGCCAUACCCAGCUUCAUCGAGCGAUAUCCAGAUGUUGUGGACACAGUCAAGUCUGUCUUCUUUCCUCCCAAAUCUGAAGGUAUGUUUGCCUUCGUGGAAUUCGUGGAUGAUGUGCUCACUACCACCGCCAUCGCUAUGUCUGGCUUUGAGCUUUGUGGACGAGCAGUGCGUGUGGGACGACCCCAACACUACAUACUUCCCCCAAAUGGUGAGAUCCCAGCGCUGGAUUUGCAGCCUUUGCGUGAGAAGGGCCUUCUGCCACCCUGCCAGGAAGACUGCAAGGUGCAAGUGUGCAACGUUAUGAGGGAAGUGUACUUUGGGAACCUCGUCAUAGGAAUGGUGGAUGAAGAGGUGAUGCGGGAACUGGUGGAGCCUGCCAUGCAAGAGCUGCCAGAGUAUGUGGCAGACCAGGGCCCUCCCAUCACGAAGGUCACCCUCAUGGAUUCGGGCAAGUACUGCUUUGUGCGCUUUCAAAGUCCUGAACUUGCGACCCGGGCAAUCUCAAUCUUUGACGACACCGAACUUUUUGGUCGUCGACUUCGAGUAAAUCGGCCAAGCAAGUAUUCACUGACAUUGGAGCCUGCAGCAGCAGGUGCUGCAGCUGCCAAUGCCUUGCUCCAGGCUCCGCCGCCUUUGCCACCAGUAGCACAGGGAGUGCCACUGGCGCCAGAGCUCAUUCAGGUAGCAGCUCAGGAGUUGGCGGCAGAGCAGAAGCGUGAUGUCGUUGCGGUUCCGUAGCAGAAUUCGCAGAUUAGUGCAACUUUGCUGUGUCUCAAAAGAGGGGAAUGCUUGGGCCCCAAUCCUUC
Messenger RNA from Durusdinium trenchii, 1823 nucleotides. The record is from the annotation of a GenBank genome assembly. NCBI's taxonomy places the organism in Eukaryota, Dinophyceae, Suessiales, Symbiodiniaceae.